Molecule: messenger RNA, 2625 nt
Organism: Rhododendron vialii
Lineage: Eukaryota; Viridiplantae; Streptophyta; Magnoliopsida; Ericales; Ericaceae
Product: probable metal-nicotianamine transporter YSL7
Exons: 6
Coding region: 203-2347 (714 amino acids)
Cellular component (GO): membrane
Molecular function (GO): oligopeptide transmembrane transporter activity
Source: RefSeq, a predicted model, not a curated record
CGGAGAUCAAUCCUUGGAUUCCGAUAAGUGAGAACGACAUUUUCCACAGAGAGAGAGAGAGUGAGAGAGAGAGAGAGUUCCAGGGAGAGAAAAACAGUUCCUCACACCUACCAAUAAAAGCCGAACCCACUUCAUUCAAAAAUUUCCACACAGAUCCACAAUUCACCCCACCCUUCACGGGCCCAACCAAACAACCGCCACCAUGAACCGCUCCCCCAGCACCCGAGCCUCCGACCACCCCGCCUCCGCCGUCGAAAACGGCGCCGCUCGCACCGACCCCGAGAACAACAACCACAACAACAAGAAACUAGACGACGACGAACAAGAACAAGAACUGGACGAGACGAAGAUGUCGACGGAGCGUAUAUUCGAGUCGAAGGAGGUGCCGCCGUGGCGGAGCCAGCUGACGGUCAGGGCGUUCGCGGUGAGCUUCUUGCUGGGAGUGCUCUUCACGUUUAUCGUGAUGAAGCUGAAUCUGACGACGGGGAUUAUUCCGUCGCUCAACGUGUCGGCCGGUCUGCUGGGGUUCUUCUUCGUCAAGACCUGGACGAAGUUUCUGGAGAAAUCGGGGCUGCUUAACCAGCCCUUCACGCGGCAGGAGAAUACCGUGAUUCAGACCUGCGUCGUUGCUUCUUCCGGCAUCGCCUUCAGCGGAGGCUUUGGGAGUUACCUUUUUGGCAUGAGUGAAGUCGUUGCCAAACAGGCAACUGAAGCUAAUGAUGCCCAGAAUAUAAAGAACCCAGCGUUGGGAUGGAUGAUUGGAUUUCUUUUUGUUGUUAGCUUCCUUGGACUUUUUUCUGUAGUACCUCUUAGAAAGAUAAUGAUCAUAGACUUCAAACUGAUUUAUCCUAGUGGCACUGCAACUGCUCACCUUAUAAACAGCUUCCAUACUCCUAAAGGAGCCAAGCUAGCAAAGAAACAAGUCAGAGCUCUAGGAAAGUUCUUCUCAUUCAGCUUCUUGUGGGGCUUCUUCCAGUGGUUCUUCACUGCUGGGGAUAGUUGUGGAUUUGUGAACUUCCCUACAUUUGGUCUCAAAGCAUAUGAAAACAGGUUUUACUUUGAUUUCUCAGCAACUUAUGUGGGUGUUGGGAUGAUAUGUCCGCAUCUAAUCAAUGUAUCUUUGCUGGUUGGAGGCAUCCUCUCAUGGGGUAUAAUGUGGCCACUUAUACAAGACAGAAAGGGCCAUUGGUACCCUGCAGACUCUACUGCAAGCAGCCUCCAUGGCAUUCAAGGUUACAGGGUCUUUAUAGGAAUAGCCAUGAUCCUUGGUGACGGGCUCUACAACUUUGCCAAAGUGCUUGGUCACACUGUAUUCGGUUUGUAUCGCCAAUUUACCAAGAAAGAUGUCGGAAGUGUCCUCCCAGUUGGCUCUCACUCCCCCACACCGGAUUCUUCCAUCUCUUAUGAUGACCAGCGCAGGACCCAACUAUUUAUCAAAGACGAAAUCCCAACUUGUUUUGCAGUUGUUGGGUAUGUCGGUAUAGCAAUUAUAUCUUCUGCAACACUUCCACAUAUUUUCCCAACCCUCAAAUGGUACUAUAUCGUGGUUAUUUACAUCUUUGCCCCUACACUAGCCUUCUGCAAUGCUUAUGGAUGUGGGCUCACCGACUGGUCCUUGGCAUCCACCUAUGGAAAGUUAGCAAUUUUCACAAUUGGGGCAUGGGCAGGAGCCUCUCACGGUGGAGUCCUCGCCGGUUUAGCUGCUUGUGGGGUCAUGAUGAAUAUCGUCUCGACUGCAUCAGAUCUAAUGCAGGACUUCAAAACUGGGUACAUGACCAUGUCUUCACCGCGGUCUAUGUUUGUGAGCCAAGUCAUUGGAACCGCUAUGGGUUGUGUUAUUUCUCCUUGUGUGUUUUGGCUCUUCUACAAGGCUUUCGAUGAUUUUGGGGUCUCUGGCUCGCAGUACCCCGCCCCUUACGCUACUGUCUAUAGGAACAUGUCAAUCCUUGGGGUUGAAGGGUUCUCAGCUUUGCCAAAGCACUGCCUCACUCUUUGCUACAUUUUCUUCUUCGCAGCUGUUGUUAUCAAUGGUAUCAGAGAUGCUGUGGGAAAGGACAUAGCAAAGUAUAUCCCUAUUCCUAUGGCUAUGGCAAUACCCUUUUAUCUGGGAUCCUACUUUGCUAUUGAUAUGUGUCUUGGGAGCUUGAUACUGUUCAUCUGGACGAAGAUAAACAAGGCCAAGGCAGAUGCAUUUGGACCUGCCGUGGCUUCUGGUUUGAUCUGCGGGGACGGGAUAUGGACUUUGCCUAGUUCGAUUCUAGCUUUGGCGGGUAUCAAACCACCUAUAUGCAUGAAGUUUCUGGCAAGGGCGACAAACGCGAAGGUUGAUACUUUCUUGGGUUCUUAAGGCUUCCCAACUUGCUCUUAGAUUCCACUUCUUUAUCACUCGUCUCCUCUUUUAGUAUGGCUGUUGUGUAUCCACCUAAAGUCGGUAUAAUGUGUUCGUCUAUGAUGCACUUCCUAUUUCCAUUCCCGCAAAUGGUUUGUAUGAUUUGCUCAUGAAAGUUCUGUUAGAUCUUUCUGUUAAGUGCAAAGUAAAUUUGCCAUCAGUGAGGGACAACUAGAUUGAUUACAACCACUUGUACUGGCUUAGUGUGCUGUAUAUAAAUAUUUUUACCAGUGGCA